Molecule: messenger RNA, 708 nt
Organism: Penaeus monodon (black tiger shrimp)
Lineage: Eukaryota; Metazoa; Arthropoda; Malacostraca; Decapoda; Penaeidae
Exons: 3
Coding region: 79-573 (164 amino acids)
Source: RefSeq, a predicted model, not a curated record
CAAGCAGUGCCUUCCUGCCACUCAGUGUCCAUAAUCCCGCUGGAAGGGACCGGGGCCGUGGAGUGCCGCACCUCGGUGAUGCCCCAGGACCUGGGUGAAUGGCGUGGUCGCCCUUUGCUCCUGAAGACGCCGGGCGCCAUCCACUUCCUUGAAACAGAUGAAGAGAACUGGACUGAACCAGAAGCCGAUGGACUAAUGUACCUGUUUUCGGACGGGCCGGAAUGCCCAUUCUCGCAGGCAAGAGCAACUGGGAAGACCUUUCUGAAGUACAGCAUCCUCAAGAAAAAGCUGGGCGAGUUAAAUGAUGAUCGUGGAAUGUAUGUUGGCCUAAGGAAGCGACGCGUUUCCAACACUUUUGAAGUAUCGUGGCAGACAUCUAAUUUUAUCCCCCCCUAUGAACAGCUUCUCUACAACCAAUCAGUACUCCAGAACUCGGUGCUUCAGGACACGGAACCAGAAGGUUAUUUUUUCAUAAUGAAAAAGGAAAAUUCUCAGAUUGUCUUUAAACCCGCAGCUGACAUGGAUUACAAAACGCUAUGCUUCUCUAACAGACUUAAGCUGCGUUGGGCUUAAAUACCCUUGCCUGAUAAGCCAAUUACGCGAUACGUUGUAGGCUAACACAGAUUUACCCAUAUGUCAUCACAGGUUCACUAUUACUAGCAUCUAAAGCACUCCAAUAAGUGUGUGUGUGUUUCCGCGUGUAAUUAG